AGCAUAUUUCAUUUCAGCCCAAAGUCCAACAAUAAUUUAUUUCCAUAAAAAAAUUUGAUUGAUUUGAAUAAUAAGUUAAUAUAUUUUCGGGCGUUACAUAACAUGUGGCCUUGGCUUGGUAGAGAUGAGCUCAGCUCGGACCUCGGGCUCCUUCCUUCUCGGCAUGGACAAGACGACAGUGAUGUUGACUUCAGGAUGGGAAACGUUGGUGAAGGAAUCUGAAAAGAACUUGAUGGCCUCGCUGCAAAUCUGUUCUUCAUCUAUAAUAGAUGUAAUGGCGGAGUGCUUCCUCAGCGGCCUGGCUUUUUGCCAAAUUUUGUCAAACUAUAAAUCGUUGAAGGUGGCCAUGGUGGUGACGAGCUCGUCGAUAAUUGCCUCUUUGGACCCGGACGCCAUUGAAGAUGAUGCCCUAUACACCUUCUCCUUAUCACUACAAAUGGGCCAUGUCUGCUCUGGAGGGGUCAGAAUGUCAUCAUCGUCGUCAGUAAGCAACAUCGAUGUCCAACGAGCGUCGGACCCCCCGGGGUUACUCUUAUCUCCAGACUCCGACGUCUUGGUCCGUUUUGUCUUGGAGACCUCACUCGGCAUCGGAGCCCACUAUGGGUGUGCAAACAAUAUCUCCCAUGCUUUGAUGUGUGGGAAAGAUGUAUUAUACCGCUCUUGGUAUGUGUCCAAGGUCCUUUCUAAAACAUCUUCGUCACUAGCUCUACUUUGCAGAGUGAGGGCGACAGAGUUGUGUAUAUCGGCCAACUUGUUGACUUUUGCAUUCAAGUCGCAGUAUUUGGAGGAGAUGGUGUCGACGUUGCGGUAGGGCUCAAUGUUCAUAAGGGCGUGGAAUAUCGUCGUUACCCUAGCCCAAAAGCCCUCCACAUUUUGGGCCGUCCCUAAACGUGAAACAAAAUUGUGAGCAAAAAAAUUAUACGUAAAACUUAAAUUAAGAGUACACAUCUUAUCUUACUCUAUACAAACUAUACAAAGAAAAAAAAGCAGGAACAGUGUUCCUGCGUAGCAGGGCAAACUAUGGCUACAAUAUGAGGGGGGGCAAAUAAAGGUGUGGGGCAGUACUGUGCCAACAUUCAUCCCAUAUAAUUAAGAAAUAGUACAUUUGGUACAAUACUUCACGUGUGUAUAGGCAUUCAUCACAAAUCGUCUAGCUUUUCCUUCUCUUAUUUCUCAUUCACCAUUUCCAUAUUUCUUCUCAUUCUUAGAUUACUGAACUUCUUUUUCCCUGCCAUCUACCUCUUUCAAUUCCCUUGGCCCUUCAAUAAGAUCGAUAGAUCAGUGCAGAAUUCAAAUACCACUUCUUCAACCCUGUAAAUACAAGAUCAGUCAUUCAACAUACAUACAACUUCAGCCAAAUUCAGGUUUAACAAAAACUACAUCAUGUGUACUUUCCUUCUACAUCUCCAAUGCAAACAAACCAAGCCAAGAGGAUGAAAUUGAUUAAAGUUGUAUAGAGUUCACUUGAAGCUAAUGUUUGAGAUGCUUUGUUUGUAACUUUCAUGUUAUGAACUGGAGUGCAAUGAAUCAUGAAUGUUUUUUUCUUCAUUUUUUGGUAGAACCAAGAAGUGAUUUGUAUUCAGUGUAUUCAAUGCUUAAAGUUAACUCCUAACAUUCAGUGUAUUCAAGGCUCUGGUCAUAUGCUCUUCCCUAUAUAAUAAUUGGUCAUAUGCUAUUCCCUAUUUAAUGGAAAGCAUUUCCCAAUUUCACAUUAUCUCCUCUACCUCUAUUCAACAAGAGAAAAAUGCUUUCCAAUGUAUUUUUGAAGCUGUGUUUUUUCACUGUUUGUUUCACUUGAGCAUGUCUCAUCAGCGUACAUAAUUCUGCCUAAUGACAUUGAAAGGAUAUCAAGCCAUGUUCAAUGAAUAGUAGUUGUACACUUGAUGAGCCAAAAUUUCACCAUUUUUUGGCUUUGGAGUGUGAUGGAAUAAAUCAAAAUGGAUCUCUAAACUGUCUGCGCUUCUUUAAUUAAUGAAGUAGCAGUUAGUCAAGCAAUGCAACUUUCGACGUUGAGCCGGGGGUCUCUUUGGAAACAGCCUCUCUACUUUCAAGUAGGGGCAAGGUCUGCGUACACACACCCUCCCCAGACCCUACUCUUGUGGGAUUUAACUGGGUUGUUGUUGUUGUUGAUGAGUGGUAGAGAUCGAAAUAGGGGCUCUACCAAUAGCAAUCANGUACACUUGAUGAGCCAAAAUUUCACCAUUUUUUGGCUUUGGAGUGUGAUGGAAUAAAUCAAAAUGGAUCUCUAAACUGUCUGCGCUUCUUUAAUUAAUGAAGUAGCAGUUAGUCAAGCAAUGCAACUUUCGACGUUGAGCCGGGGGUCUCUUUGGAAACAGCCUCUCUACUUUCAAGUAGGGGCAAGGUCUGCGUACACACACCCUCCCCAGACCCUACUCUUGUGGGAU
This is a messenger RNA of Cuscuta campestris, 2405 nucleotides long. The record is from the annotation of a GenBank genome assembly. Lineage: Eukaryota; Viridiplantae; Streptophyta; Magnoliopsida; Solanales; Convolvulaceae.